Messenger RNA from Styela clava, 1540 nucleotides. RefSeq lists its product as uncharacterized. NCBI's taxonomy places the organism in Eukaryota, Metazoa, Chordata, Ascidiacea, Stolidobranchia, Styelidae. The record is from RefSeq and is a predicted model, not a curated record. Gene Ontology annotation, molecular function: RNA binding.
GUAUACGUGGGACACCUUCCGUUGUGUUGUCUACGAGUUUUGUCACUAGCUUUUAUCCUGUAUGAUCAGGUUGCAAGAUGUCUCACUCACAGCAGAGUAGAGGGCCGCCGAAUAUAGAGGGAAUGUACUCAUUGAAAGUGGACAAUUUAACGUACAGGACGUCGCCAGAAACAUUGAAAAGAUCGUUUGAAAAGUACGGCAAAGUAGGAGAUAUUUAUAUCCCACGGGACAGGGCCACGAAGGAAAGCAGAGGAUUUGCAUUUGUUCGAUUUUAUGAUAAACAUGAUGCUGAAGAUGCAAUGGAUAGCAUGGAUGGAAAAACACUUGAUGGUAGGGAGCUGAGAGUUCAGAUGGCGAGCCAACAACCGUAUAUUAUUAGAUAUGGACGACCACAAGAACAACAUUACAACAAUAGACGAGGACCACCUCAACGUUAUGGAGGAGGGGGAGGAUGGUAUGGAGGUGGUGGUGGUGGCGGCGGCGGCGGUGGUUAUGGAGGUGGUGGUGGAUACAGAGGUGGAGGUGGACGGUAUAGCAGAAGAUCCAGAUCACCACGACGAAGAUCAUAUUCCAGAUCCAGGUCUCGAUCACGUGACAGGGACCGAAGAAGGAGAAGUUACUCGAGAAGCAAAAGCCGAAGUCCUUCAAAAAGCAGAUCCAGGUCUAGGAGUCCGGUUGAACAAGAGGAACGGAAUGGAAGCAAAUCGAGAUCAAGAUCACCUGAGCGAGAGCGAGAUUGAGAAGUUCAGAACUUCAUUGAAGAAAAAAAUUGUCCCUAUUACUGGAUGAACUAUCAGAAGCCAGCUGUCUGUUGCAUAAGUUGAUUUGUCAGCCAGAAGUGCAGCGCAGCUGGUAAUUUUUAUACAUAAUUUUCGUAUGUGCUGUAAACUAAGAUAAAUUGAACAAUAACUGUUCGUGCUAGAUGUUUAAGGGUUUAGAACUUCGUAAAUCUCCAGCCAACUUUGCUGCUAUCUGAAUUCUGAAUAUUGGUCUAGUAUUUAUUAAAGUAUACUAGCGCCUCCAUAUGCCACCUAAGGAAUAUAUCCCCUAUUAAUUUUUAAUGACGAAAUUUUCGUGCCAAAUAUCAACACUUUUUUGAUAACAAUAUAUCAUGAUCUUGCAAGAACAUAGACCAGGUAUAUAUGACUUUAAAGUAAUGAAAAUAUGACAAACUUGUAGAGAAGUCCUUAGAUUUUAAAAUCAAUUUGUAAAGGAAAUUGCAUUUAUUUCUGCCAAAUAAAUUGGGAUUCCUCACAAAGAGGGACAUAUUAAAUGGAUAGUUUUGUGAUAGAAAUCAUAAGCUUGUUUGGAAUAUUUCCUCUGCAGUAUGAAACUGAUCAAGGCUUAUCAACAAAAAAUAAUGAAACGAUGUUUAGCAAUUUGAAAUUUUAUUCAUUUACAUUGAAAAUAGUUUGCCUUGGUGUUUGUAUUAUAUGCUCCUGUAUAAAAUUGAACCAUGUUUUAUUUUGUUGUUGUUAACCUUUAUUUUGCUUGCUUACAUUGUUUUUUACUCCUUAAAACAGCGAAUCGAGAGCGGUGA